GGAAAUCCUUAGUGGAGGACCUCUUCAUGAAAAUAGAGUCUCUGGAGGGUCGAGUGAGUGCUUUGGAGGACGAACAGGCGGCCAAGCCAACAGGACCUGAGCCCAUACUAACCUGCGUGCAAUGCCUCACUGAAUACAAGCAGUCUGAAAAUGCAGAGGGAGGUUGCAAACACCACACUGGCACUUUAAAGUACGGGGGCUGGAAGGCCACAUACACGUGUUGCAAUGCGUCUGCUGGAGACCAAGACAAGGCCAGGACUCUUCUCGGCUGUACAAAGGGUAAACAUCGCAGCCAGCACCAUUUGGACUACCCCUACUCCCACUACUACUUUCAUAUGAUGGACCUGUCAAAAGGUGCUCGUGAGCUGUGGCUGACAAUGGAUGUGAGAGACUUAGUCACGGACAGUUGCGAAUGGGCUGAAGUUGGGAUUUCUGCAGAGGGAAAGGUGUUUGUGGUGGUGGGGUCAACUCGAGUACAGCCAGUGGCGUGUGCUGAGUGGAGCAUGGCUGAGCUACGGCAGGUCAAGCGAAUGAUGGUGGUUGAUCAUGUGGACCCUGCUGGUUGGAGCUGCAAAACUGAAUUACAUACAGAGGCCCAGAUCGCUAAAACCAUCACUGUGUCUUUGAAAGCAGCAAGCAAUAAGAGUGCAUUAGUAAAGAGACUGCAACUGGUGCUCUCGGGAGAGACCUUUAGACCAGGCUCAAUUGAGACAGUGUCAGACCCUAGUUCCCCGGCAACAAGGCGUGAUAACUCCAUGGAGAGUGAGACGGUGAAAGAGGGUCCAGUGUUAGACCCAGGGCAGGACUACUCAAAAGGCAGGAAGAACGACUAUCCUUCUGUCACCAAUGACGACAUGUUUGCUCUGGAGCUGAAGCAAAGUGCCCCAGUAACUGUGAACUCCAGCAACAGAACAGCCAUCGGGAAGUGGAACAAUCUGUUUACAAUGGGCAUCAGACUCAGUAAUGGGCUGCCAGAUUCAGUGGUUAUCACACAAGUCUAUGGAGAGUAUUUAAACAAAGAUGGGCAGUGGACACGCUGUGAGGACCUGUGGAUUAAGCCUGCUGAGGGAGAGCGGUUUCUUGAGACUGUGGACUUACUGGUAGAUGCAGCCGCCCCACUGUCGAUGGUUUUCAAACUGGCCAUUGCCAUAGACGGUCCUGAACCAGACAGCUGGGCCUCCAGGGAGCGUGCGCAUCACUCCCUGCCACAGCCGCUUCACUUCAGGGUGACCUGUGUGGACGAGCUAGGCAGGAGAGCGUCUCUCAGGUUGGAGCAGGGCAAUUGCCCAUUGAGCUUUCCGACAUAUGAGUUACGCGCGAAGAACUGGGCCAAAGGCAAACCGCUGCUAUUUUAUCUGUGUGCCGAUGAUGUUGACUCUUUCACAAGAAGUGACGUAUCCAUCUACUAUGAUGACAAUGGCAUGAUGGUCUACCGACCAGCACCAAAUGAUCAGGGCAGCACUUCGUUCUUCCUGAGGGAGAGCAACUUGAACAUGGCUGCAUUUCAGUCACAGAGUUCCAGUGUGAAGGAGGUAGAGCUUACGGAGCUGAAGAAGGAAAACAAGGGCUCCAGUGUACAAGCCUUCGCUUUGGUGGAUGACGGCAUCACCUGUGGGAUCAAGGUGGUCAUAGUGACACCCACCUCCAAGGCUGAGGCAGUGUACAUGCUUCCCGCUGAAGACUGGUCUACAGUUACUCUAACUACUGGCUCUUCAGAGGUGAUGGUCAACAGCAGUUUCACUGUGAGCUGGAGUCUACCAAGAGCUUCCAAGAAUGACAAAAUAGGUUUGUACCCACUGUAUGGCAAAACUGAUGUCUCUAGGGCCACAAACAGACAGGCUGCGACACAGGGAGAGUGUCAGAUCAAGGUAACUUACCCCCACUCCUCGGGUAGAUCUCUAUCUCACUUUGGAAACAGACUGAUAGAAUUGAAACCACGAAGCACACUGACCUUGUAGAAUACUAGACAUUUACAUGCCCCUACUACUCCGGGAGAGUACGAGGUGCGCUACUACCCAGCGUGGCUGCAAGGUACCUACACUGGCUACAGACACAGCUCUUAUGUUGCAGUAACUCACAUCACUGUGGUACCAGCUAACUGAACUUACUACUGUUGUUAGCUUUGAAAAAUGGUUGCUGCUUGCGUUUAAUUCUAGUUGUUUUUGCUGAAACAAAAUAGAAACGAGGUUAAUUACAUCACUGUUCUUUGUGCCCUGUUGGCUGCAUACAUGAGAUGGGAGUAUUAUACUGCUUUUUUGCUUGACAGAAA
Messenger RNA from Halichondria panicea, 2269 nucleotides. RefSeq lists its product as uncharacterized. Lineage: Eukaryota; Metazoa; Porifera; Demospongiae; Suberitida; Halichondriidae. The transcript is spliced from 18 exons. The coding region runs from base 27 to 1958 and encodes 643 amino acids. The record is from RefSeq and is a predicted model, not a curated record.